Leucoraja erinaceus (little skate) is the source of this 3235-nucleotide messenger RNA. RefSeq lists its product as uncharacterized. The record is from RefSeq and is a predicted model, not a curated record. NCBI's taxonomy places the organism in Eukaryota, Metazoa, Chordata, Chondrichthyes, Rajiformes, Rajidae. The coding region runs from base 62 to 2017 and encodes 651 amino acids. The transcript has 9 exons.
GUCAGCGCGCGCGUGCCGGUGUGGAGGGCGGCAGCAAGCGAGCGAGCUCGGAGUCGCCGGCAUGGACGAGGUGUGGUUAGUCUCCAUCUGCCUCACCUUCCUGGCCUUUGUGAUCGUUCUGCUGUCGCUGAGGAAGACCAACAAUGAGACCGAGAACGCGGUCAAGGCCAAGGAGCGGAGUCCCGCACCCGUGUUCGCCUCGGCCCAGCCGGCCGCUCGCUUCAUGGAGAUGACACUGGAGGACAUCGAGAAGUCGAUGGAGCGGCUGGGUGCGGUGAUGGGCGCUGAGACGGAGAAGCAGCCGCAGCCUGACCAGCAGAGUGCCCCCGCCAGCCAGGCCAGGGCUGUUGAAGUUAAGGCACUGCCAGUGCCAAAAGCUGAGUUGAUAAAUGAGCACUUUGCCACAGAAGACUGGGAAUUUGAAGAUGACGAGGAAAUUGGCGCACUUCAAUGCGAGGGAGCAGAAAAGCAGUACUAUCACCUCUACUGGGAUGAAGAGAGCUUACCUGACAGGUCCAGCUAUUCAGUUAGAGAAAAGGCAGAUUUAACUAGGAGGAAGAAAACAUAUAACCUGGACACCAGAGAAAGAGACAUGACCUGUUCUAAUAUUUUGCAGUCAAGCAGCAAUCCUCUAUAUCUGCAAUAUUCUGGUAAACAGUUCAUCAGAUGUCAGAGAAGUGGACAGGUAGACAAGGAGAUAUUGAGGACCUGCACCAUACAUCAAAGUGAUUCUACAGCCCAGCCGACCACUGAAUUGUCAAAGUCACUUCAGCCAGCCAGUGGACACAAUGUUAAUGAGAUUUCUACACAAUUAAAUUUGAGAUUAUGCAUGGAUAGACCAAUAUAUCUUGAAAGUGGAGACACAGAUGACUGUGGAAAACUUUGUGGUGAAGAGUUCAGUUUAUUAAAUUAUAAACUUCAGACCAGCCAUGGAGACAGUGAGUCAGAAAGCUCAAGUAUGGACAGUUUUUUUCCUCCAUCACCGAGACUCAGAAAAUGGUCACCAAUUCCAUUGAGCCUCGGCCAUUAUAUGGAGAGAGAGGAUUCUUCCAGUAUAGAUGAUAAUAGUUCAUCGCCCACCAAUAGCAAGGACAGCAGGUUUACUUCACAUGAGGAAAGUUCAAGCAGUGAUAUCAGUCUCCUCUCUUUCGUGAGUGACUCCAGCUUGAGUGAAUCAGACAUUAGAGACCAUAAGAACUCUACUCUUAUUACAAGAUUGAGAACAGGAUUGGUAAAGACUGUCACAAAAAACGAUAAAACACCAUUGCCUGACCUAGUCCCUGACUCCUCAAUAACAAAUCUAAAUGCCAGCAAAGACGUGGCAGUAUGUGACAUGCAGAUUUAUUUUACUGAGACUGAGAGGAAAGGUGAUUUGUUUGGAGGCCAAAAAUCUGAUAGCCACCCCUGCUCAGUUAGCUCAGAGGAGUCAUUGACCAGUUUAUGCAUUGUGCAGCCAACAACAUUUUACAGUGGAGAACCUAACACUACAAGCAUGAUCCUUAAUGUGGAAAAUGCUGGCCGUCAGAUUAGUUCAGAGUGCAGCAGAGAGCCUGUAAAUCGGAGAUCAGAGAAACAGUAUCGAAGGAAACAUGUGAAAGAUGAUACUUCUGCGAUAGAUACAUUUCUAUAUUGUAAGGAUGCUGAGAAUCAGCACGAAGGGGCCUUGUGUGAAACAAGUCCAAGCCAGGAUAUUUGGCCAGACUACAAUCAGGUCAAGAUCGAACCCUCAGAGCAAGCAGCUCCUCGGAGACAUGGUGCAGGAGAAGUCAAGAUCGAACCCUCAGAACAAGCAGCACCUCAGAGACAUGGUGCAGGAGAAGGGUUAGAAAUAAUGGAGCAUCCACCUGCCACCAGUUCAACCCGGAACAUAAUGGAACAGAUUGAGCAAGCUGUUCAAGAGACACCAGAACACGCUAAAGAGCGCUCAGAAUAUGUUCGGGUCAGACGGGCACCGGCCGCUCCCCGGCUUGAAACUCCACCCAGGGAUGAGAUUCCACACUCCCGAAGCUUUGAGUAGAUUUGGCUUCUCUGGGGUGACACGGUGGCUUUCGUGCUGUUGCUGCUUCUACUUGUGAAUUCAGCCGUUGAGGGUUGUGAUUGGGCAGAACCUGUUCUAUUACUGGGUUCUCAUCGAACUUCACUGCUGGAUACGGAUCACCGUUCUGUUCGAUGGAUAUUCUUACAGUUGAAAAUUAAGACCAACAGUUUUGAAGUGUUUGCCAGUAUGAUUGUGUGUUUCACAAUGCAUCUGUGGACGAUCUUACCAUCUGGAAGCUCUGCUAUUGCACACUCCUCCAAGGUUAUCCCACAAUCCUCAGCUCGGGUUCCUUCUCCUUCUGAAAACUUGUGGGAUAUCCUUUAAUUUCAAAUUGAAAAGCAGAGUAUUACUUUUCAUAAUUAUGGCCAUUGCAUAGUUUGUGAUCUAUUAAUGUGCUUGUGUGCCUUGCUGUGAUGGAUCAAAUAUGUUUUUUAAUCCUCUGAUUAGCAUGAUUUUGACAGCAGACAAUGUAAUUUUACAUGUAUGUGUGAUUUAAAAGUAGUCUUAAGUUUGUGGUCAACAUCUUUAUUGAAAGGUAUAGUUUUAAAUGUGAAAGCCUGAACAGGUGUAUUGGCCCGCCCCUCCCUGGCUAUGCUUGUGCUUAUGACAAAUCAUCUGAUGUGCUCAUAAACAACAGUCUCAUUGGGUGACAGGGAAGUUUGGACUGGAGAGCAAAUUUGAUAUUGGUCCACUUGUUAGCACAACUCUACCUUGAGCGGGCAUCGUUUACUUCAGCUGACUCCAGACUUUGAUUGUCCGUGCCUGUUAACUGUGGACCUUGCUUCUUCCCCUGAAUGAUUUCCUCUCUGCACCAUUAUCAUUCCCUGCUGCUGAUGAAGCCUCAAAUUCUCCAUCGGUUGGGAAAAUGGUUUGUUCCAGAAUAACAGCCUUCUAAUUCAACCAGCCUGCGGUUCACAAGCGUGAAGUCUCCAGCCCACUGAGUGAACUGGGAGUCUGAUGGCUGUCAGCAUUGGUAUACUCCACCGGUAUGUCAGAUCAUUAGUUGUGGGGGCAGAACCGAGUAUUAGUUGUGUGGCACCGAGUCCCUCUGCUCACUCAUUUACAAUCCAGUCAUUUUCCACUUGGAACACCCCACCCCUAUUUCCUUGUUGUCUUGUCUUCAUGCUCUGCUUGGUGAUGUUGGAGCAGCCAAGAAAUGGGAAAAAGUACGGAAAAUAAACUCUGGUUUUAAAACUU